This is a messenger RNA of Suncus etruscus (white-toothed pygmy shrew), 2235 nucleotides long. RefSeq names its product N-acetylated alpha-linked acidic dipeptidase 2 (gene NAALAD2). The transcript is spliced from 19 exons. Gene Ontology annotation, molecular function: carboxypeptidase activity. The coding region runs from base 10 to 2235 and encodes 741 amino acids. NCBI's taxonomy places the organism in Eukaryota, Metazoa, Chordata, Mammalia, Eulipotyphla, Soricidae. The record is from RefSeq and is a predicted model, not a curated record.
GCAGCAGCGAUGGCGAAGCCCCGCAGCCGGCGGUGCGUGUGGUCGUGCGUGGCUGCGGUGCUGGCCUCUUUCCUGGCCGGCUUCCUGGCGGGCUGGUUCAGUAAGCCUCUUCAGCAAACAGCCUCCUCUCUACGCCAUCCUGAGAGUAACCGAGGGAAACUGGUAUCUGAGAUGAAAGCGGAAAACAUCAGGUCAUUUCUUCAUUCUUUCACAAGGCUCCCUCAUCUGGCAGGAACAGAACAAAAUUUGCUUCUUGCCAAAAAAAUCCAGACCCAGUGGGAGAAGUUUGGUUUAGAUUCAGCACAGUUGGUUCAUUAUGAUGUUCUUCUCUCUUUCCCGAAUGAGACGAAACCCAGCUAUGUGUCAAUUCUGGAUGAACAUGGAGUGGAGAUUUUUAAAACAUCAUACCUUGAGCCACCACCAGAUGGAUAUGAAAAUGUUACAAAUAUUGUACCUCCAUACAAUGCCUUCUCAGCUCAGGGUAUGCCAGAGGGAGAUCUCAUAUAUGUGAACUAUGCUCGUACUGAAGAUUUUUUUAAACUGGAAAGAGAAUUGGGUAUCAAUUGCACUGGAAAGAUAGUUAUUGCAAGAUAUGGGAAAAUCUUCAGAGGAAAUAAGGUGAAAAAUGCCAUGUUGGCGGGGGCCAUAGGAAUCAUCUUGUUCUCAGACCCAGCUGACUAUUCUGCCCCCGAUGUCCAGCCGUACCCCAAAGGAUGGAACCUUCCUGGCACGGUAGCCCAGAGAGGGAACGUGCUUAACCUCAAUGGUGCUGGGGACCCACUCACACCAGGCUAUCCAGCUAAAGAGUACACCUUUAGACUUGAUGUUGAAGAUGGAGUGGGGAUCCCACAAAUUCCUGUACAUCCCAUUGGAUAUAAUGAUGCAGAAAUAUUAUUACGCCGCAUGGGUGGAAGUGCCCCGCCAGAUGAGAGCUGGAAAGGAGGUUUGAAUGUGGCUUAUAACAUUGGUCCUGGCUUCACAGGGAAUGGUUCUCUCAGUUCUAGGAAGGUUAAAAUGCAUGUUCAUAACACUAAUAAAAUAACCAGGAUUUACAAUGUCAUUGGAAUGAUCAGAGGAUCUGUGGAACCUGACAGAUAUGUCAUUCUGGGAGGACACCGGGACUCCUGGGUGUUCGGAGGCAUCGACCCGACCAGCGGAACAGCCGUUUUGCUGGAGAUCGUCCAGAGCUUUGGGAAACUGCUGAGGAGAGGAUGGAGGCCUCGGAGGACCAUCAUUUUUGCCAGCUGGGAUGCAGAGGAAUUUGGACUUCUGGGUUCUACGGAAUGGGCCGAGGAGAACACAAAAAUACUCCAGGAGAGAAGCAUUGCUUAUAUUAACUCAGAUUCAUCUAUAGAAGGCAACUAUACUCUCAGAGUUGACUGCACACCCCUUCUCUAUCAAUUGGUAUAUCAGCUGACAAAAGAGAUCGCUAGUCCUGAUGACGGCUUCGAGAACAAAUCUCUUUAUGAAAGCUGGUUGGUAAAGGACCCUUCAUUGGAAAAUGAAAACCUUCCUAGAAUCAACAAACUGGGAUCUGGCAGCGAUUUCGAAGCUUUCUUUCAGAGACUUGGAAUUGCUUCAGGCCGAGCCCGCUACACGAAGAACCGGAAAACAGAUCGUUACAGCAGCUACCCGGUCUAUCAUACAAUCUAUGAGACGUUUGAAUUGGUAGAGAAAUUUUAUGACCCCACAUUUAGAAAGCAGCUUUCUGUUGCUCAGUUACGAGGAGCAUUGGUUUAUGAGCUCGCAGACUCUCAAAUCAUUCCUUUCAAUAUUCAAGACUAUGCAAAAGCUUUGAAAAGCUAUGCUACGAGUAUCAGCAAUUUAUCCAAGAAGCAUGAACAACAAUUGAGAGACCAUGGAGUAACAUUUGAUGCCUUGUUUUCUGCUGUGAAAAACUUCUCAGAAGCUGCCUCUGAUUUUCAUAGAAGACUUAUGCAAGUUGAUGUUAAUGAUCCCAUUGCAGUGAGAAUCAUGAACGACCAACUGAUGUUGCUGGAACGAGCAUUCAUUGACCCACUUGGUUUACCAGGAAGGCGGUUCUACAGACACAUCAUCUUUGCACCGAGUAGCCACAACAAAUAUGCUGGAGAAUCAUUUCCUGGGAUUUAUGAUGCUAUGUUUGAUAUAGAAAAUAAAGAAGAUCCUCAUUCAUCAUGGAAAGAAGUAAAGAAACACAUUUCUGUUGCAGCCUUUGCCAUCCAAGCAGCUGCAGGGACUCUGGAAGAAGUGUGA